Drosophila willistoni is the source of this 1176-nucleotide messenger RNA. RefSeq names its product pyrimidine-specific ribonucleoside hydrolase RihA. The transcript is spliced from 2 exons. The coding region runs from base 22 to 1077 and encodes 351 amino acids. The record is from RefSeq and is a predicted model, not a curated record. Lineage: Eukaryota; Metazoa; Arthropoda; Insecta; Diptera; Drosophilidae. Gene Ontology annotation, molecular function: hydrolase activity, hydrolyzing N-glycosyl compounds.
CAUCUUUCGGUGAGAAAAGCGAUGGAGUCCAGUUGUGAUGGUGGCUACGUAGUCUACGACUGUGAUAUAGGAACCGACGAUGCCUGGGGUUUGGCUAUGCUCUUAAGAGCAGAGAAGAAAGGAAACUUUAAAGUGUCAGCUGUAACUUGUGUUCAAGGCAAUACAGAUGUGGAUAAUGCCACAUUAAAUGCAUUCCGGGUGCUGACUACAUUGGAACGUCUAGAUGUGCCUGUUUUUAAGGGCUGCGCAGAGCCCAUUAUUCCUCGAAACUUUAUACCCAAAUCCCAUUUUCAUGGCCUUGAUGGUUUGGGUGAUGUUGGCAACUACCCUUUGGUAAAUGAAUCCGAAUUACUUUCACAGGAACAUGCAGUGAAUGCCAUGUACCGACUAGCCUGUCAUCAUGAAGGAAAAGUCGAUUUUAUUCUCUGUGGACCACUCACAAAUUUCGCAAACUGCAUUAAUCUCUAUGGAGAUAAAUUUUUGGAGAAACUACGCAGUGUCUAUAUUAUGGGAGGCAAUAUUUUGGGCAAAGGCAACAUUACCAAAAGCGCAGAAUUUAAUUUUAUGUACGAUCCUGAAGCGGCUCACAUUGUUCUGGAACGAUUAAAAAAACCAGCGAUGAUAUUGCCCUGGGAACCAUGCAUUGACGGAGAGUUUGGUCUGUCUCUGGAUUGGCGUUUCAAUGUCCUUGGAGCAGUAGAAUCUUCAUUCAUUCGUCUUCUAAAUGCCACUGAAAAACAGAUGCUUAUUCCCCGUGGCUUUGAUAAAUGGAUCACUCCGGAUGCACUCUUGACUGCCGCUUAUCUAUUUCCCAACCAAAUGAUAGCAGAUCAAAGGGAUUACUAUGCAAGCGUGGAAUUAUGUGGAGUACAUACGCGCGGCCAAAUGGUAUUGGAUCACUUGCGGGGUCGCCACAAGGAUGCCCUCCAUGGUAAACCAAUUAAUGCUAGUAUUAUACGUAAAUUAAAUGGAGACCCUUAUCGAACAAUUAUAUCCUGGACGGGGUGUUUGGAAAGUGCGAAUAUUUCCAAACUAUGGGAAAAGGAGCUUCAGUUAAAAAAACAAAAUUUUAAUUAAUGCUACGAAGAUAAGUAAAUGUCUCUUAUCAAUUAUUUUUGUUUGUUGGACAAAUGUUUGCAAAACUUGAGUAUAACAAAAUAAACUUUAUCUAUCUGA